Opisthorchis viverrini is the source of this 231-nucleotide messenger RNA. RefSeq lists its product as hypothetical. The record is from RefSeq and is a predicted model, not a curated record. The annotation marks the transcript as partial. The transcript has a single exon. Lineage: Eukaryota; Metazoa; Platyhelminthes; Trematoda; Opisthorchiida; Opisthorchiidae.
UUACCACCAGAACUGACUCCUUCAGGACUGCCGUACGUGCGACGUGCCAGUAAUCGCGUUGUCAAAUGCAUGAAAAUGGGAGAACUGGAUUCUCAACAAGCCCCAGACCGCAUUCAGUCAACGCAGAGGCGCACGUGUCAAACAACUUCGGUGCUUGUAGCUCAGCUACACUCAAUCUCCUCUCAAUGCUCCGACCACAGUCGACUGAUCCAGUCGGGCCAACGCUGGGAG